Molecule: messenger RNA, 3166 nt
Organism: Vitrella brassicaformis
Lineage: Eukaryota; Vitrellaceae
Source: the annotation of a GenBank genome assembly
CGCCUCUCGAUGUUGCCCUUCGAUGCCACCCGUCAGUCGUCGUAGCGAUGCUUGUCGUGGCUGGAGACGUGGUCAUGGAGCUGCUCGAGCGAGGCGUGAACAUGGAAUAUGCGUCAGCAGAGCGUCUUGAUGAGGUGGUGCCCUUCGCGAAGGGGUUCCUGAAGGACCACUCUGAGUCGCUGGGCCUCGACAGCCUUCGCUGCUGUGCCGUAUUCCGCAAGCUGAUGAAGUCACGACCGAAGGACUCACUCACAGAGUGAGAUCGAACGAAGAGAAGGGGACAGCGCGAAGGAUUGGGUUUUUCGUUCUUCCUAUUUUAUUCUUCGUGCAGUGACUUUGAGAAGACUUCCAACUGGCAGGAAGUACACAAUGACAAAAACGCACAAUAGCCUUCACCCCCGCAUUGAUUGUCCAAUCGGUUCAGGCGCUCACAGCCAAUUUCUGCAGCGAUACAUCAGACGGGACCUUCCAAAUGUCACUUGAAGGCAAAGAGAGAGAGUGGUUUGCGGCGCUGGAGUCGGCAGAGCCUCUGACUGUGGUCACCCAAGGUAAGCCGCCCAAGAGACCUCCUCGUCUCUCUGUCAGUCCGCUCACGCCUCCUUCUUUCCUCUGCUGCCAAUAAUUGUGACAGCCAACUGCAUCUCUCUUGUCACAUGUCAUUGGAACAAAGAAUACGGAAACUGGAGCGUCAAAUUGUCACCCCGUGAUGUCUUCAUCAGCCGCGUGCUGUCAAUGCUCCUGAUGUAAGACUGCAACCAUUUGUAAAGAGACCCGCGGCGUGUCUGUCUGUGUGUGCUGCAGGGUAGCCUUUGUGCUGCUGCACAUCGAGUCGAUCAAGGGAGACAGCGGCAUGACGAUGGCGGCGGAGUGGCCGCAGGUGUGGCUGUGGGGGACAGUGCUGACCGGCAGCGGAUUCAUCCUCCUGGAAACUUUCCAAGUAAGACAGAUCAGAUGAGACAUGUCGGACUUAUCAACAAUGACAUGUGUCGUCCUUUGUGUGCCCUCUUUGUGUGCUUGUAUAGGGCAUCCGGCUUAAGGCAGCAUACUGGGCCGACUCAUGGUACGCGUCGGGCGUGCUAAGCUCACCGUGCAGGGGACUUCAUUUGUGGACUGUCGGACAUAGGAACUUUGUGGACUUCCUGAGCUCCGUGUCCAUCGUCGCCUUCGUUGCCAUCCACUUCAUGGGCUGGUCAAUAGAGGCAGAGGUCGGCUCAGGGAUCGUCAUAGCGCUGCUGUUUGCGCUGCGCCUCCUCCAAACGGCCAGCCUGCACCCAAGCGUGGGACCACUCAUACUGUCAGUGAGAGAGACAAAGACACACUGACAGACAGAUGUCAUGUCUGAUGUUGUGUGUGAUGGAUGUGUGUGUCAGUGCGGUCGUGAGGAUGUUUUCGGACAUCAGCAUGUUUCUGUGUCUGUACGUCUACAUCCUGCUGGUCUUCGCGGUCGUCUUCACCCUCUUCUCGUCCUACGAAGACCACCAGUACUUCGGCUCCUUCGCCAAAGCCACACUCACACUGUACUCAAUGACAUCGACACACACAGAGAGAGAGCGCGCCAGUCGCCAUGCUGUUGGUUGGUUGGCUGCAUUCCAUUAGUUUCUACGCGGGUCUUGGCGACUUCACUGAGGCGCUGAACAACGCCAUCGAGAGCCACGACACGCUGGGGACCGCCCUGCUGUUCACAUACGUCAUCCUCUCCUCAAUCAUACUCGUACGUGAAGACCACUCACGCACUCAGUCACCAGUGGACAAGCCACACACUGUGGAUGACUCCCUGUCUUUCUCUCUCUCUCUCCGUAUCAAUAGCUCAACCUGCUCAUCGCCAUUAUGGUGGGACACAACACAAGGAACACCCCGCGUGCUCCUGUCUGUGUGUCUGUAUGUCUGUAUGUCUGUCUGUGUCAGGCGUCGACGUAUGCGGCCAUCGAGGAGACACAAACCGGCCAAUACCAGUAGGCGACAAGGGGACACAACCGACAAGAAAGACACGCCGGGGAGACAGACGACAGACAAAGAGAUGUCAGCGGGACAGCGAUACAUAAUAGCUCUCUCUCUCUCCGCUCGUGAAUGACUGAGUGCAGGCUGAUGCGCAUUCGCGUGUUGAAUGAGUACCUCACAAUGCCGCAGCACGAGCGCCUGCCGCCGCCAUUCAACCUCAUCGGUCGGUGCGACCGACAAGAGACAUCAACUGCAGCCAUCACCGUGAGCAUGAUCUGUGUCUGUGCAGCUGUGGUCGUGUCGCAGCCCCUGCGCUAUGUCGCCUCCCUCAUCAGCGGACAUCAGUCGGCACUCUGCCGCAUUGCCUUCUGGUCGAUGAGGGCUGUGUACUCCACCAUCGAUGCGCUCCUGAGCGCUGUCGCCUUCACACCCGCAGCCAUCUAUCGUCAACUGGAGGAGCUUCAACUAGCGAUACGAUUCCGAGACGACUGGAUUGCAGUCCGCAUGUUUCUUCGCAUCCUCUUGAUGCCCUUGUAUCUUCUGUACGAUUACGUCACAUCAGCAGAGGUGAGUCAUCUGAAAUCAGAAUUUUGUAUCCAGCGAUGGGAUUUUGUCCAAUUUCUUCCCUUGAAAGGAAUCUUCCGAAGAAAGUGAGGAGGUAAAAGCUUCGAGAGCCGAAAGGAGGCGCGAAACACACAGUUGGCAUAAAGCCACCAAAAGCUUCGAUAAGUGGAUGGAGGCUGCGGAUCAUCACGACUCCCACUUCCCUGACGUCAUGGCAGGUGAGACAGAGACUGUCACAGCCUGCCAACUGUGCCUCUUUCGGUGCUCUGCAGCCCUCAAACACUUUCAGGACAAGAAUCAGUCUUCUCAAUCCGAGACGCUGUCAGGUGACAAUGACAGUUUUAACAAGACAAACCAGUCAUCUCUGCCUUGCUGUGUCUGUACCUCAGUCUUGAAGAGGAUUGAUGAGCGGCAGACGAAGAUGGAGGAACGGCAAAUGGAGAUGGACGCGCGAUUGAAGAAGAUUGAGAACAAGGUGGGAUAGGAGGGGACACAGCGACUCCAUGGCUGUUCGGCAUGGCAAACGCACACACGGAGACUGGAGGGUGCAGCCACAGAAGACAGAUGGACAGAGAGAGAUGAGACGAGAAUAAAUACAUUUAUGUAAUGUACCCUGGGUGGAUGGAAAACCUGCGUAUGCCAAGAAAUGUGCAAACGAUAUAAU